This is a messenger RNA of Etheostoma cragini (Arkansas darter), 5189 nucleotides long. It is a transcript of the gene smtnb, whose product is annotated as smoothelin b. NCBI's taxonomy places the organism in Eukaryota, Metazoa, Chordata, Actinopteri, Perciformes, Percidae. Gene Ontology annotation, molecular function: protein binding. The transcript is spliced from 21 exons. The coding region runs from base 329 to 3550 and encodes 1073 amino acids. The record is from RefSeq and is a predicted model, not a curated record. Gene Ontology annotation, cellular component: microtubule organizing center; filamentous actin. Gene Ontology annotation, biological process: actin cytoskeleton organization.
UUACACCUUUCAGUGGGAAUCCUCGGUUCAAAAAGCUGCCAACGUCCCCUCGUGAGAUAGUGUGGGUCUGUUUCUGCUUUCACUGGGACUCGAAACGAUAAAGCCGGACCGAAUUAUGCUCUCCAUAAACGGGACACGGGUUUAUUUUUGUUGACUUAUAGGAAGUUUCUGAUUCUAACUGCGCUGAAGUUCGAGACAAACAAAAAAAAGAAAAGAAGAAGACACAAAACAGCAACAAGUCGUGCAGGUGGUAGACCACACGUUGACCGGGGAACCAGAUCACAUCCAGACCUUCCCGUCUCACCUGAGCCCAUAAAGAAAGAUUCAAAUGUCCGUGGAGAGUUAUUCGGCGCUGGAUGAGUCCUCUCUCCGAGCCUUGCUGGAUGGAACCGUUGAUCUGGACGAGAGGCGCCUCAUCCGUUCAGCCAUCCGGGAGUUAAGGAGAAGGGAGAUUGAGGACAUGGAGGCCGCUCUGGCCAGCAAGAGAUUCCGACCCACGCGCCUCAAACAACAGGAGGACAAGGAGAACCAGCACAGGUCAGAAUCCAGCAUCAACUUGGACGUCCUGUCACGAAAACUCCAAUCAAUCCAGGACAUUGAUGAGCUCACGAAAAUGCUCCGUGCUGCCAACGAGUAUGAGGAGAGGAAGAUGAUCAGAGCAGCCAUCAGACAAGUCCGAGAUGAACAGCAAGGGACUGUGGAGCGGGGUAAAGCUCAGGGUUUCUACCUGGAGCCUGAGAGUGUGGAGCCUCAGAGUAGCACGGGAACACGGGAGACCGAGCGGGAGAGUUACAGUGAGCGAGAGCGUAUCAGAUCUCCGAUCCAGGAGUUACACGGGCAACAGACGCAACAAAGCAGAGAGCUGCAGAGAAGAGGCUCAAACUCAGACAUGGUGUUGGUUCUGGAUCACCUGGUGAAGGACGAUGACCCUGGACCUCUGCUGAUCCAGCCUCAGAGAGAGGCUGCUAUAACAGAGCCUGACCUUGUCCUGUCUCAUCGUCAAAGGUCCGACUCCUCAGCUUCAGACCGCAGUGUGACUUCUGUGCUUUCAAGGCCCAAUCUGGAGUCUGUGUCCUCAGAGAAGAGUCUGGGCUCAGCCUACAGAGCUCGCCUGGACUCUGGAGCCUCAGACAGAAGCCAGAGUCCCUUACAGCGUGGUCGGCUAGACUCUGGGGCAUCAGAGCGGAGCAUCGGCUCUCUGUCUUACGUCAGACAAAGACUGGGCUCAGAUGUCUCAGACUCUGUCAGACCACGUUUGGGCUCCGGAGCUUCAGACAGCAUUGGUCUUUUGUCACGGAAACGGACUGACUCGGGUACAUCUGACCAGAGUGUCAGUGUGUUCUCUGAGGACAGAAGUCCAGCAGAGAAGGUGGAGGUUGCCUCGAGUGGUUCAACCUCCAGCACAGAUUCAGAAACCGAGAGUGUAAGCCAAGGUCCAGCCAGCCGCCAUGCUCUGUCCAAUCAGAACCGCAUCAUUGACCAGGAGGAACCUGAUGGGGCUGUUUUUUCCAGGAGAGAUCCUGCAAAUGGCCUACUCAACGGUAGCGCUAAGGGAAACAUCAACAUCCAGAAACAAAAAAUGACCGUUAACAGCGAUCUGCCUCUCACUCGAGGCAAAGAAAAGAAUUCGGCACCUGAGAAGAAAGAUGUUAUAUUGGAACAAUUCAACCGCACCAACUCUGUACGUGAUCGAAUGCGUAAGUUCACGGAGCCCAGCCAGAGCCCAAGCGUCCCAGCUUUGAAGAAAGCUCCUCUGAGGAACAGAACCACCACCGGCAAUAGCGACAUGACAAAUCUCUCCAGAGCCACUGAGCUGUUUACACACACAGCAGCAUCCCUCAGCACAUCUGGAGACAGGCCAGCAGAGCCAUGUGUGGACUCCACUUCCCGCACGCCUGCCGCAUCCCAUAGUCAGGCCAUACCUCAGCCAAGAGGUGUGGCUAACAAACCUCUGUCUUCAGCUAGCCAAUGGCAGAACUCCAUGGGUGGGACGAGGCAUCCAGCUGAAAAAGAUGUGCAAGCCUCCAGUAACUCAAAGGAAGACAGUAACCCAGGGAGAGCAGCUGGACAGCAGGUCACCCAAGGAGAGGCAGACCCGGACAUGAAGACUUUCCUCACCAUCGAGAUCAAGGAUGGACGCACCACCACCUCCUCUACGUCCUCCCCUCUGGGCAACAUCAUACCCAUCACCAACAUGACCCCACGCAUUACCUCUAAUGCUCUGGGACAGAGAGCAGAGUUGACCCUUGGCCUCAGAGCUACACCGUUCAAGAUGUCCUCUUCCAGCUUCUCCUCCGGAUCCUCCAUCAAGAUGGAGACCGAGCCCGUCAUGGCGUCUGAGCAGGUGUUUUCAGCUGGACCGUCUGCCCAGGUGGCGUGUCACGUCCCGGCCAUCCCCAACGGCUCCAGCGCUCCGGCCAAACUCGACGAGCGUUCCGGAAAACUGACUGAAGAACAGCUGGCUGCUAUCGAGGACGAAGAGCUCCUUGACAAAAUGCUUGAUGAGUCAAAAGACUUUGAGGAGAGGAAGAUGAUCCGUGCAGCCAUGAGAGACCUUCGCAAGAGAAAGAGAGAGGCCAAGCUGGGAUGUACUCAAGAGGAGAUAGGUAGGCUAGACCAGAGAGAAAAGGAGCGCGACACCCGUCUGCAGGAGCUCCGGCAGCAGAGAGAAGAGCGAACACAGAAAGGCCGUGCUGGUCUCGGAGCAGGAGAGGUGGUGAUGAGGAAGGUGGAGAAGUCAGCGGAUGGCUCCAAACUCAGUCAAGUCACCAAGACGGACCGCUUUGCUUCUUCUGAUGAUGGGAGCCGAUCAACACGCAGCACUCUCGUCGAGGCCAGUUAUGUGCAGAAAACAGACAGAGGGACAGUCCAGUCAAAAUCAUUCAGCUACAGUUCUUCCACAUCAUCAUCCUCCUCCUCCUCCAACACAAGCAAAAAAGUGGGCAGCGUGUUUGAUCGUGAGGAUGACACAUCGUCUCGCAGCGGCGGGUUAGCAGCAGUGGAGCGAAGGCAGGCGGAGAGGCGCAAGGAGCUGACGAGGGCUCAGACUCUGCCGAAGACCUCGGCCAUGCAGGCCCGCAAAGCCAUGAUAGAGAAGCUGGAGAAGGAAGGAGGAGGCCCUGGAAAUCAGGCUGUCGCCAAAGUAAACAAGGUCCAGGUCCAGCGUUCCACCAGCUUUGGCGUACCCAACGCAAACUCCAUCAAGCAGAUGCUGCUCGACUGGUGCCGUGCCAAGACCCGCUCCUAUGAGCAUGUGGAUAUUCAGAAUUUUUCAUCCAGCUGGAGUAAUGGCAUGGCAUUUUGUGCCCUGGUGCACAAUUUUUUCCCUGAAUCCUUUGACUACGCCUCCCUGAGCCCCAGCAACCGCAGGCAAAACUUUGAGGUGGCCUUCAGCACUGCAGAGAAACUAGUGGACUGUCCCCAGCUGUUGGAUGUGGACGACAUGGUGAAGAUGCGCGAGCCGGAUUGGAAGUGUGUGUAUACGUACCUGCAGGAGUUCUACAGAGGUCUGGUGACGAAGGGCCUGGUUAAAACCAAAAACUCAUCCUAGAGUCGCACCCCGCCUAAAACUGAACCCAUGGAGCUACGCCAACUGCAUGCCUUUGCUGGAAGUGGAGGACAUGAUGAUCAUGGGUAAUAAACCCGACUCCAAAUGCGUCUUCACCUACGUACAGUCUCUGGUCAACCACCUACGCAGAUACGAGAUGUCCAUGGGUCGGCCCUGUGACCUCUGACCUGUGCUCUGUGAGGGUUCAGCCUUGACGUGGCAUCACCCCUAAUCCUCCCCCCCCCCCCCUCCCCCCCGUCUCCUUCCCUCACCAGCUCCAUCUUCACCUGAUGACUCACCUCUGUAUCGACAGGCUGCAUCACAGAGUUGCUCAUCUCUGAUGUACAAGUUGGGGGGGGGGGGGGGUGUUCUGUGUCUGUGUGUGUCUGUGUGAGUGACACGGAGAUAGUUUGUCGGUUUUGCUUGUUUUUAUUCUCGGCAGCAGUGAUGUGUAUUCAUUUUUUCACGUAAAGUACACCUUUCUCCAGCUAGAGACCGCCAACGUUUUUAUAACACUACCUUUUAAAGCUUCAAAAUUUUACUUUUUUGUUCUCUGCAAUAUUUAACAUGCAGUAACUGUCAAAUUGCGAGUGUACUGAAAAACACAGCAAGAGAGAAAAGAGAAAUAUUUGUAUAGUAUUUCUUCUUUAAGUUAUUUAUACCUCCAUUUUUCUGCUACACUUUUUCGCUAGCAUUUCUGUUGGUAAUUCCACAGAACGAGAAAAAUACACCUAACCAUAUAUUGCAUUCAUUUCGGUACUUGUUUAACUUAUACCAAAUUCUUGAAGUAUUUCAAUUAAGUUAUUAGUACCGGUAUGUUCUUUCUUCAUUGGUAUAAGUAAUCUCACUUUUCUGAACUCUACAUUGCUACUGAGAAAAUGUUUCAGAUUAUUUGAACAUUGUACCUCUCUUCUAUCACUGUUUCAUCAUAAUAUAACAGCAGAAAUGCUUUGCAGUCAAACAAGUUUCUUAUUCAGGUAGAAAGAAAAAGGCAGUGGGUGGUAGUCUACAGCUGAAUUGUAUCAUUGCUUGAUGUUUAUUGCUUGACUGACCGCAUAUGCACAAAGGUGAGUACAGCAGUGCUUCCACCCCCAGCCAAACACACUCGCACACAACUCUUUUAGAGGGCUUCUUAUUUAUGCUUGAGUAGAUCUUUUUGAAAUACAUUUGUUGUUUUGUUAGUGUGCACAUUAAGCUUUCAAAAGCUUAAAGUGAGUCAAUAAGCUCAAGCUAUCACGAUGCAUUGGGGUCACUUUUUGAACAAGUUCAUGGGCUCGAUGAAAGCCGGCAUUCCGUUUAAACGUGAGGAAUCAUGACUGAACAUAACUGCCAAUUGUACAUUUUACAACAAGAAGCUAAGGAAAACAUUUUAAAAUGAAGAUUUUUAUUCCACUUGUAAAAUUAAGAUUUCUUUGAGAAGAUGUUGAAAAUCUGAUUGUUUCAGAGACGAUUUUGAUGAAACUUAUUUCUCAAAGCUCUAUUUUAGUAGAUUUAGAGAGAUAAUUUGACAAAUCUCACCGCUGCCCACUGACGUACCUGCCACGGAGCAGUGAGUUCUGUACAUAAGAGCUUAAAACACAAUUUCAUGUUUCUGUGCACAACAGUUAAAUGUGAAUUAAAAUUAAACCAAUAUGAGAAAUGA